AUGAGGUUGCGGCAGACCAUUGCCGCCGGCCGCACUCGGUGCGAGCACAGCCAGUCAGAGAGUGGAAGUCGCCGUUCCCCCGUCUUAGGAGAAUGUGAACCGAGCAGCGUUUGGGUUUCGAUCAAUGUCACGUGCCUCUUCACAGAAUGGCUCGGCGAGAACUUCGAGCACACCUCAUCCGAGUGUCAAACAGGAACGAUUAAUGCAUUUAUCUUGGUCGUGUGCAUCGUGCGUGUAUUGGCCCAUGCUUACGUCCUGUGUCACUGCUAUGUAUGCAGCAUCCAUCAUCCCCACUCCCUGGUGCUCCAGCUUCAAAAGGGCAGAGGUCUUUUUCAACCUGUCCUGUUCAUUGUGCACAGAUACCAAAAGCUGAAGCGUAUGACAGUGAGGGAUGCAUUGAAUGCAGCUAUGGAUGAGGAGAUGGAAAGGGAUGGGAAUGUAUUCCUCAUGGGGGAAGAAGUGGCUCAGUAUGAUGGAGCUUACAAGGUUUCUCGUGGUCUCUGGAAGAAAUAUGGGGAUAAGCGAGUAAUCGACACACCUAUUACAGAGUCUGGCUUUGCUGGCCUGGCUGUUGGGGCUGCCAUGGUA
Darwinula stevensoni is the source of this 588-nucleotide messenger RNA. The record is from the annotation of a GenBank genome assembly. Lineage: Eukaryota; Metazoa; Arthropoda; Ostracoda; Podocopida; Darwinulidae.